Molecule: messenger RNA, 888 nt
Organism: Prunus armeniaca (apricot)
Lineage: Eukaryota; Viridiplantae; Streptophyta; Magnoliopsida; Rosales; Rosaceae
Source: the annotation of a GenBank genome assembly
AUGACACCAGCUGCUGUCAAAUGGAGUCUUCAAGAACUCAGCGCGAAGCUUCAUCAUCUAAAGAACAACCAAAUAAAGAUAAAAAGCACUAAAGCUCAAGAGCCAGAUGAUGAUUCUGAAGAAGAGAAUGAAGAGAAUGAUGAUGAUUCUGAAGAAGAGAAUGAAGAGGAGGAUGAUGGUGCUGAAGAAGUGAAUGAAGAGCAUGAUGAUGAUGCUGCUGAAGAAGUGAGUGAAGACAAGGAUGAUGCUGCUGAAGAGGUGAAUGAAGAGCAUGGUGAUGCUGCUGAAGAAGAAAAUGAAGAGGAGGAGGAUGCUGAAGUGAAUGGAGACCAUGAUGAUGCUGCUGAACAUCAAGUCCAGCAACACCACCAGGUACAAGAAGACCUCCAAAAUGAAAUCCCAGAAUACCGGAAUUCAACGUUGUUUGAGGAAAUUGUUAGAUCAGUACCAGAAUACAAGGAGGAUGAAAUACAGCUUACAAAAGAGUAUAUGAUGGCGAUCAAUAAUGCUGCUGAAUAUUGGACGAAGAAAGGAGAGCAUCAAAAGAUCCGUGAUGCAAUAGCAUUUUGCAUUAAAAAGAAUAAAUUGAUUCAGAUGCUGUACAAUGAAAAAGAAGAAUUAUUGAAGCAUCAGCAGCAACUGCAGAAGAUGGUUAAGGAAGCAGCACAUCACAAGAAAGUCAUACAAUUAGAUGUUCAUCAGGAAAAAUCCUACAUGACAAAGCUGCAGCUAGAAAAUGAUCAACUUCUUGCAGAGAAGAUUUCCUACUUGGACAUUAUUAAUGAAAAGGAAGCUGUUAUUGUCUCGUUGAGAGAUCAAAAAUUAGCGCAAGAACUGCAGAGUGAAGAGGAUAAAGAAGAAAAGAAAGAAGGUGAAGCAGAAAGAUAA